Messenger RNA from Aspergillus oryzae RIB40, 564 nucleotides. RefSeq lists its product as uncharacterized. Gene Ontology annotation, molecular function: oxidoreductase activity. The transcript has a single exon. NCBI's taxonomy places the organism in Eukaryota, Fungi, Ascomycota, Eurotiomycetes, Eurotiales, Aspergillaceae. The record is from RefSeq and is a predicted model, not a curated record. The coding region runs from base 1 to 564 and encodes 187 amino acids.
AUGCAGGAAUUCCCUUGGCACACAGAUUGCAGCUACGAGCACGCCCCACCACGGUUUUUUGCGCUACAAGUUCUCCAGCACGAUCGCUACGGUGGGGGCACCCUCUCUGUCAUGAAGAUCGACCGACUGAGCCAGUUCCUCUCUCCUACCACCAAGGCCGCUCUACUCGAACCGGAAUUUCAGAUCACCAUUCCACCAGAAUUCAUUAAACACCCAGAUCAACGUCACAUUGUGGGUAGCCUAUUUGCCAUCGACACGGAAGACCAUUGUCUGAUGAUGCGAUACCGGGACGAGAUUGUGACGCCUUUGAGCGCCAGGGCAGCUGCGGCGCUGAAGGAGCUGAAGGGCGCGUUACAGGACAUGGAGGCAUUGUCGCAAUCGACGCUGCAUCUUACUGCAGCUGAUUUACCGGAAAGAUCGAUCAUUCUACUCGAUAAUUACCGGUGGCUGCAUGCGCGGAAUGGAAUCAAGGACCCAGCGAGGCAUCUGCGUCGGGUGAGAUGGAAUGCUAUUCCGUUUGCUAAUGGCGUCGUUUCGCAUUCAGCCGAGGUUUCCAGUACCUGA